Penicillium malachiteum is the source of this 3321-nucleotide messenger RNA. Its product is annotated as DNA-directed DNA polymerase delta POL3. Gene Ontology annotation, cellular component: delta DNA polymerase complex. The transcript is spliced from 3 exons. NCBI's taxonomy places the organism in Eukaryota, Fungi, Ascomycota, Eurotiomycetes, Eurotiales, Aspergillaceae. Bases 1 to 3321 code for a protein of 1106 amino acids. The record is from RefSeq and is a predicted model, not a curated record. Gene Ontology annotation, biological process: DNA replication proofreading; nucleotide-excision repair, DNA gap filling; base-excision repair, gap-filling. Gene Ontology annotation, molecular function: 3'-5'-DNA exonuclease activity; DNA-directed DNA polymerase activity; DNA binding.
AUGCCUGAAGCCAUCAUGCCCCAGAAACGGGUGUUGGUUGACACCACUCACAACGCCCGCAACGAUCCCACGUCACCCACCGCGCUGAAAAGAAGAAAGCUAGACAAUGAACCCUCAUCUCAACUCAAAGCACCUGCCAAGUCAUUCCAGCGAAAAGGAUUUGGCUCGACCCAGCCACAAAAAAGUCAGUUCGAGUCGGAAGUGCUCGAGAAGUUGACACAGGAUAUUGGAGAUUUGAAGCACAAUAACGCGGAGAAGGAUCAACAAUGGGAACGCCCACCUCUACGACAAUGGGACCCCGAGGAGGAAAAUAUUUGCUUCCAGCAGAUUGAUGCGGAAGAAGGGAGGCUGUUUCGCGAAGACGUUAUGGCUGUACGCCUCUUUGGUGUUACGGAGGCUGGUCAAUCUGUCUUGCUUCACGUUACCGGAUUCCAACACUAUCUAUACAUCGCCGCCCCCGCAGGUUUCACCAAGGAGGACUGCAAUCCCUACCGGGCGUUCCUGGAAUCGAAAUUGGGUCAACAUGGUCGUGUCAUUGAGUCCGUGGAGGUGACAUUGCGAGAGAAUAUCUACGGCUUCCAGGGAAACCAGAAGAGCUGGUAUCUGAAGAUCACAGUGGCUGAUCCCAAGCACAUUGCGAAGGUGCGCAAGGCACUGGAAGAUGGGGGUUCUAGCAUGAACUACAAAGGUUUAUGGGGCUCUAUGGACUCAGGCUUGAUCACUUUUGACAACAUCCAAUACCUUUUGAGAUUCAUGAUUGAUACCGGGCUUGCCGGCAUGGCUUGGGUUGAGGCGAAGGCUGGAAAAUACAAGCUUAUCACUGAUGAGCGCGAGAAGCUGUCAAAUUGCCAAUUCGAGGCUGUCAUUGACUAUCGUGACAUGAUCGCUCACUCACCCAACGGUGAAUGGGCAAAGAUGGCACCCUUGCGUGUUCUGUCUUUUGAUAUUGAAUGCGCUGGUCGACAAGGCAUUUUCCCGGAACCGAACAUCGACCCUGUCAUUCAGAUCGGAAAUGUUGUCACCAGAUAUGGAGAACAGAAACCUUUCAUUCGAAAUGUAUUCUGUCUCAAUGAGACAAGUAACAUUGUCAACACCCAGGUAUUGGAGUUCAACAAGGAGGAGGACAUGCUAAAUUCGUGGCGCAAUUUUGUGGAAAAGGUCGACCCGGAUGUGAUCAUUGGUUACAACAUUGCCAACUUCGAUUUUCCUUACCUCUUGGACCGCGCGAAGCAUCUCAAAUGCACCAACUUCCCAUACUGGACUCGGCUGAAGACUAUCAAAUCAGAGGCCAAGGAGGCCAGUUUCUCCAGCAAGCAGAUGGGUAACCGAGAAACAAAAGCGACCAACACCAAUGGGCGAAUCCAACUCGAUUUACUGCAACUUGUGCAAAGAGACCACCAGUUACGAAGUUACACUCUCAAUUCAGUUUCCUAUGAGUUCCUAGGAGAGCAAAAGGAAGAUGUACACCACACGAUGAUCACAGAACUUUUCAACGGUACACCUGACUCUCGACGACGAUUGGCAGUGUACUGCUUGAAAGAUGCUUAUCUACCACAACGACUCAUGGAUAAACUGAUGUGUCUGGUCAACUACACGGAAAUGGCGAGAGUAACGGGUGUACCAUUCAACUUCCUCCUUUCUCGAGGUCAGCAAGUCAAAUUCAUCAGCCAGCUGUUCCGAAAGGCACUUGAGCAGCAACUCGUCAUCCCCAACUCAAAGCCCCAGGAUGAGCAGGACUAUGAAGGUGCGACAGUCAUUGAACCGAAGCGUGGUUACUAUGGCGUUCCCAUUGCGACCCUCGAUUUUGCCUCUCUUUAUCCCUCCAUCAUUCAAGCACACAACCUCUGCUACACUACCCUCCUCAACAAGAAUGUCAUCGAAAAGAUGGAAAUGAAGAAGGAUGAAGAUUACAUUGUCACGCCGAAUGGAGACAUGUUCUGUACCACGAAGGUUCGCAAGGGUCUUUUGACCCAAAUUCUCGAGGAACUCCUGGGUGCGCGAAAGCGUGCAAAGAAGGAGCUGGCCAGCGAAACUGAUCCUUUCAAGAAGGCCGUGUUGAACGGUCGACAGCUUGCCUUGAAGAUCAGUGCAAACAGUGUCUACGGUUUGACUGGAGCCACAGUUGGAAAGCUUCCAUGUCUUCCCAUUGCUAGUAGUACAACUAGUUAUGGUCGUCAAAUGAUUGAGAAAACCAAGCAAGAGGUGGAGGCUCGUUACACCAUUGCGAAUGGAUAUUCCCAUGAUGCUCAAGUCAUUUACGGUGAUACCGAUUCUGUCAUGGUCAAAUUUGGAGUGACCGAGCUGGCCGAAGCUAUGAAGCUUGGCGAGGAAGCCGCAGACUUUGUCUCGUCGAAGUUCAUCAAACCCAUUAAACUGGAGUUCGAGAAAGUUUAUUUCCCGUACCUUUUGAUCAACAAGAAGCGAUACGCCGGUCUCUACUGGACCAACACAACAAAGCAUGACAAAAUGGACACCAAGGGUAUUGAGACUGUGCGACGUGAUAACUGUCUGCUCGUUCAAAACGUUAUCGAGACUGUGCUCAACAAGAUCCUCAUCGAACGAGACCUUGACGGUGCACAAGACUACGUCAAAGCAACCAUCUCCGAUCUCCUUCAAAAUAAGGUUGAUAUGUCGAAGCUUGUGAUCACCAAGGCCUAUGCCCAAAAGGAGUAUGCCGCUAAGCAGGCGCACGUUGAGCUUGCUAAGCGAAUGGCUAAGCGUGAUGCUGGCUCUGCUCCUGCACUGGGUGAUCGUGUGGCCUACGUGAUGAUUCGUGGUGCCACGAACUCCAAGAACUAUGAGCGCGCAGAAGAUCCCAUCUACGUACUCGAGAAUAACGUCCCCAUUGAUACCAAGUACUACUUGGACAACCAGCUGGCGAACCCUCUUGGACGUAUUUUCGAGCCCAUUUUAGGUGAGAAAAAGGCCAACCAGCUUUUGACUGGCGAGCACACUCGUUCCAUUUCCGUUGCUGCGCCUAGCUUGGGUGGUCUCAUGAAGUUUGCUAAAAAGACCCAAACCUGCAUGGGUUGCAAGAAGCCGCUUUCUGGAAAAGAAGAGAUGGCUGGUGCUGUUUGUGAGAACUGCCGCCCUCGUCUGGGCGAACUUUACACCAAGGCUCUGACCAAGGUCUCAGACUUGGAGGUUCGCUUUGGUCGUCUGUGGACACAAUGUCAACGAUGCCAAGGCAGUCUGCACUGUGAGGUUAUCUGCUCAUCACGCGAUUGUCCUAUCUUCUACAUGCGUAUGAAGGCUAAGAAGGAUGUCGAGGACUCACAGAAGGAGCUGUCUCGGUUCGACUUUGAUGCCGGUGCUUGGUGA